GAUGUCACAAUGGCUCUGUAUGAGAUGUGGUGGAGCGAGAUAGUGCUUAGUCUGGACAUUUCCUCUCAAGCGUUCAGAGGAACAACAGGCUUCAAAUCAUUCAGCGGAACCAGGGGACAGCAAUCAAGUUGCUCAGAGGAAGUGGAGACAGAACUCCUUCCAGGUUUGAAAGAUGUGCUGUGAGCGGCGAUCUCUGAGCCCAGACAUUCUCGUGGAAACUCCAGAAGGGCACCAGCUAUUCCUAGAGGAUACUCACCUAAGGUCUGUGAUUGAAGAAGAGGCCUUUAAGCUUUUAUCCCAGCACUCCUUGCUGGACAGACCGUCUUCUCCUAGCGAUGGAUUCAGUCACCAGGAACAGAAUAACCAGCAUGUUCUGGGGUUUCCUAGAAAACUUUGGCAAAUAGUGGAAAGCCCUGAAUUCAAAUCGAUUUGGUGGGGCGAAGGAGGAACCUGCAUCGUGAUAGAUGUAGAACGAUUUCAGACAGAAGUUUUAGAGAUGAAAGGCCAUUUCAGAAUCUUUGAAACGUGCAACAUGAAGAGCUUUGUGCGACAGCUUAACCUUUAUGGAUUCAGGAAGAUGCAGUCAACCUUUCAGAGAUCGGCUUCCCUAUUCCACUUUAUGCCGGAAUGUCAUGAUGUCUUAGGGACAAGCAAGUUGUAUUUCUUCCAUCACCCACAUUUCAAACAAGGCUGUCCUCAGCUCUUACGACACGUUCUAAGAAGAGUGAGCAUUAAGAAGAAAUACCAGCCAUUGGAAUCCUCACUUCAAAAUCAGCCCAAUGAGUCACCUCGAGCACAGGAAGUUUUAGCAAAGAAUAAUGAAAAUGCAAGGUAUCAUGUCAUGGUACCCUACUACCAUAUUGAGAAGGUAGAUUGA
This is a messenger RNA of Ochotona princeps (American pika), 877 nucleotides long. RefSeq names its product heat shock transcription factor, Y-linked-like. The record is from RefSeq and is a predicted model, not a curated record. Bases 173 to 877 code for a protein of 234 amino acids. Lineage: Eukaryota; Metazoa; Chordata; Mammalia; Lagomorpha; Ochotonidae. The transcript has 3 exons. Gene Ontology annotation, biological process: regulation of DNA-templated transcription. Gene Ontology annotation, molecular function: sequence-specific DNA binding; DNA-binding transcription factor activity.